Messenger RNA from Scatophagus argus, 2256 nucleotides. It is a transcript of the gene cd40lg, whose product is annotated as CD40 ligand. The coding region runs from base 82 to 786 and encodes 234 amino acids. The transcript is spliced from 4 exons. Gene Ontology annotation, biological process: immune response. Gene Ontology annotation, molecular function: tumor necrosis factor receptor binding. Lineage: Eukaryota; Metazoa; Chordata; Actinopteri; Scatophagidae. The record is from RefSeq and is a predicted model, not a curated record. Gene Ontology annotation, cellular component: membrane.
UGCUCAAGAGAGCAGCAGUUCAGAAGUGCAUGGGAUGUCACGGACGACAGUCCUCUCUGGGUUUUACCAUUCCUCUCCACCAUGAUCAACACUUACCAGACCAGCUUGGCUCCACCACCGCUGCCUCCACGUCUCAACAGGUCCCAUCAGGUCCUCAUCCCAGAUCCGCUUCCAUCACAAGGCCACAACAAACCUCUCAUCCGAUUUUUGGUGGCUGUAGUGCUGCUGCAUUUAUUCCUGUCAGUUGGAGGAUUCAUCUAUCUGUACAACAAUGGCAAAACGGAAAAACGUUCUGCAGAAGGAAAAGUGGCUUAUAUUUCAUCAGAAAAGCAGGAAACUUCCUCUAGAACCUUGGCACACAUGGUAGUUGAGCACAAAGCACGCACAGCAGAAGCGAAAUCUACACCGGGUUAUCUCCAGUGGGACAUGAACCACUCAGUUCGUAGGGACAUCAACUACUACCACAACAGCUGGUUGACUAUCCUGCAGCCAGGCGACUACUACGUUUACUCCAGGGUGACCUUCUCCAAGGGCGACUCUCGGCAGCCACUGACAAGCAAGGUCAAGCUGAGGAAGAACGAGACAGGAGAGGAGAAGACUGUGAUGCAGGCCUUCUGCAGUCUGGGCAGCCACAGUGGGUCUGCGUCGAUCCCUCACCUGUGCACAGCCUCGCAGGUAGAGGUGAUCACACUGGAGAAAGGAAACCAGCUCAGUGUCUGGGUACAAGACCUUUUACUGGUGGACUAUGAUGACAAAGCCACAACCUUUGGGAUGUACAAACUGUAGGACUCCGAUGUGAGCACAUGCAUGGACCUAAGCUGAAGGGUGGGCAUUCCUGAAGUGGAUGGAACUACUGAGAACACUGUUAAAUAGACUGGAUCAGAAAUCAAAUUCAUUCUUUCUAAUUUUUUUUUUUUUUUGUGGAUUCUCAAACUAUAAUUUAUUAAAUCAAACAUAAUUUUGUGUUAUUUCUGUGGCAGUAAUGUGAAUGGUUGUUCUGUAUUUAUUGAUGUAAAUAAGAUUGUUUGGUUGUGAAAUGAAACUUUGAUAUUUAAUCUAAAACAUUUCUGCUCUUCUCCUCAUCGUGUUCUGCAUGUGCCCUGUUUCAGGCCUUAGGUGAGAGUAAAGGGGAAACACACACACUAGACAUAAAAGAUCCACUCUAAAGGGCCACAUAUUUGGCAUCUCUGUUGUUGAGUUUCACAAUUAGACACUGUCAGCAAAGCGCAGGAUAUCUUAAAUCGUGUAAAGGAAAGAGGAAAAAAUAUAUACUCAGAAUGAUCCUCUGUGGGUUACUCAGACAUCAAACUUUUAUCAGUGCAUAAACCGACUGCAUUUUGCACUCUAGCUCAGUUUGUACCACUGUGGUUUAAAAUUUCUAGGACACAGGAAACCACAUAGCAAAGAUGCAUUUUCUCGUGAUGCCAAGCCACAAGAAACAGGACCCCUCAGGGUGAAGGUUACCAGGCAAGGAGGGCAUCUAGACUCAGCAAUGACCAUCACUUUGAUGGUGUGCGUAUAAAGAAACGUAGGAAUCAAACUCAACAUCAGUAUCUGAUUAGGACCCCAACUUUAUUUAAACACCCUUAAUCACAAAUCACGAGUAUUAUUAUCAAUACUUAUUAUUAUGUUGUUGAUCGUGUUUUAAAGCAAACUGCAUACUUUCCACUGCAACCUCCAAUGUAUUUUUCUAUCUUCCUAUGUAGCUACUUUUUCCACUUUUUUCCAUAGGAUAUGUGAAUCAUUUAUCAGACUUUUGAAACUUUUUUAAAGUUGUAUUAUCCGUCACAGUAAACUUUAGAUUUUUCACUCCAUUUUACUUGUAGAUCUAGACUCAGGCAAGGCUGAAGAGCACUGUUUUAUUUUCAUUCUGUAUAAAACUGAAUUUAGACCAGUGGCUCCUCAAAGAAAGGGAAAAGGGCCUUGAAAAAGGAGCAGCACCAACAGCUGAAACUUUGAAAUAUAUCAUUAAUGUCAAAUUAUUUAGGAUUCAGAAAGAAAAUUUCAUGUCAAAACAUGAAAAAUAACUGUAGUUGUUCUGUUAAAAUGCAUAUAUAAAUUGUUUAGACCUUGACCUAGUAUUUUAAAUCCAAUUACUGGGUACACAUUAACAUACAGGUAUGAGUUACAAAAAAUCCUGCCUGGUGACUAAUAUGAAGGUUUUGAAAUUACUUGCUGAGUAAUAUAUAUUACAAAAAAAAAAGCUCUGCCAACCAACCCACCAUGAAACAAAAUUCACUGCAGUGCAAUUUCAAG